AUGCCUACCGCUGUCGUCACUGGCGGUGCUGGAUUUCUGGGAUCACAUCUCGUCGCCUUAUUGCUGAAGAAAGGUUACCAAGUUAUCGCUGUUGAUUCACUCUGGACUGGAUCGGCUGGGAAUGUGACCAGGUUCCAGAACCAUCCAAAUUUCACUUUCCUUCGUCAUAAUGUUACUGAACCAUUCCCCAAGAAUCUGGAAAAGGCAGAUCGGAUUUAUAAUCUUGCGUGCCCUGCUAGUCCAAAGAGAUUUCCGCAGGCACCUUUGGGAAUCUUGGAGACUUGCUACAAGGGGACCAAGAACGCUCUCGAUCUAGCUUCCAAGAGCGGCGCUCGUGUCUUGCUUGCGAGCACUUCAGAGGUCUAUGGUGACCCGCUCGUAUGCCCUCAACCUGAGAGCUACUGGGGGAACGUCAACUCUUUUGGUGGACGGUCUUGCUAUGACGAGGGUAAGCGUGUAGCAGAAGCCCUCGCCUACGCCUACCGCCUAGAGAGCAAGGUUGACAUCCGAAUUGGUCGUAUUUUCAACGCAUUCGGCCCCGGAAUCAGACCUGACGACGGUCGUGUGGUUUCAAACUUCAUUGCUGCUGCUCUCAAACAGGAAGAUAUCACAAUUACCGGUGACGGAACGGCCAGUAGGUGCUUCCAAUAUGCGGAGGAUUGCGCGAUGGGCCUCUACAAGCUGAUGGAGAGCGCAGUUUUGGACCCUGUCAACAUUGGACGCGAAGAGGAGACCACCAUCGGAAAGAUGGCCGUCAUGAUCAACGAGAUCGUUGCAGAGAAGACCGGCCGCCCGCAGGUACGAGUCGUUUUCGGGCCUAAGCCUGACGACGACCCCUACCGGAGGGUUCCAGAUGCGAGCAAGGCGAGGCGCGAGCUCGGACAUGAAGCCAAGGUCGGACUGAGAGAAGGGCUUGAGAAGACUAUUGACUGGUUCAUGACGUUGCCAGAGUUUGGCACGCUUAAGGCGAAGAUUUGA
This is a messenger RNA of Colletotrichum orchidophilum, 978 nucleotides long. RefSeq lists its product as uncharacterized. Gene Ontology annotation, biological process: D-xylose metabolic process. Bases 1 to 978 code for a protein of 325 amino acids. Lineage: Eukaryota; Fungi; Ascomycota; Sordariomycetes; Glomerellales; Glomerellaceae. Gene Ontology annotation, molecular function: UDP-glucuronate decarboxylase activity; NAD+ binding. The record is from RefSeq and is a predicted model, not a curated record. The transcript is spliced from 4 exons. Gene Ontology annotation, cellular component: cytoplasm.